Messenger RNA from Chrysemys picta bellii (western painted turtle), 1143 nucleotides. The record is from RefSeq and is a predicted model, not a curated record. NCBI's taxonomy places the organism in Eukaryota, Metazoa, Chordata, Testudines, Emydidae.
AUGCCGAAGCCCUGGAAGAAGCAUUGGGUGGGCAAGGAGGUGAAAAUCCUUGCACCCCGACACCACUCCCCGGCAGAAGCGCUGGGUCAGGUUAAUCAGGGCAUCAUGGACCAAGGCAACACGACUCUCCCACCAACCACUGGGGUGAAUUCCAGCCAAAACCCAGCAGGUUUGAAUGCCACUUACCUGGCCUCUGCAGUGUUGCUCUUCCCCACCUUCCUGGUGGGUGUGGUGGGGAAUGGGUUGUACCUGUGGGUGCUGGGACUGAAGAUGAGGAGGACGGUGACCACUCUCUGGUUCCUGUCCCUGGUCUCCUCUUACCUCCUCCUCACCCUGCUGAUCCCCUUCUUCAUCAUCUCCCUCCUCAUGGGUUUACACUGGGUCUUUGGCAUGGCCAUGUGCAAGAUCCUCAACACCUGCAUCUCCGUGGGCAUGUUCUCCAUUGUCUUCCAUCUCACCCUCAUCAGCCUGGACCGCUACACUCUCACUCACCAUCCCAUCUGGUCCCGGAAUCACCGCACCAUGUCCCGGGCUAGGAAGCUGGUUGUGGGCAUUUGGCUGGCUUCCUUCGUUCUCAGCACUCCCUACCUGGCUUUCCGGGAGACCCGGGUGGAGGACGGGGACAGGAUCACCUGCAAGAAUAAUUACGCUCUUUCCAGAGACUGGAAUGGAGCCAAGAUGAAGGACAUGGGCAGACGGGUCCACCUGGCCAUUUUCACAGUCCGGUUCCUGCUGGGCUUUCUGCUGCCCUUCUGCACCAUCACGGGAUGUUAUAUCUGCGUUGUGAUGAAGAUGAAGGAGAAGAAGCUGGCAUGGGCUGGGAAGCCCUUCAAAGUCAUUGUGACCACGGUGGUUUCCUUCUUCCUUGGCUGGCUGCCCUACCACCUCUACCAUGGCUUGAAGCUCUCCAAUAAGGAGGUGCCAGGGUCAGUUAUGGGUGCCCUCUUGGUCAUUUACACCUUCACAUCCUGCUUCAAUGCCUGCUUCACCCCCAUCCUCUACCUCUUUGUGGGGGAGAAGUUCUGGCAGGUCUUCAGAACAUCUCUUCUCACUCUGGUGAAAGCGGCUUUUGUCGACGAUCUUGGCAGCAGUGCCUCCGAGUCUAGUGGAAGACAUGGGACAGAAGUCGAGAACACAAAAUAG